GAUCUGUAGCUGCCAGCAGCAGAUGUUCCUGUCUCCGGUUCUUCUGUCACUGUGACUCUCGUCAAAAGCGCUCAGUUUUUAUUUUCCGCCUCUGAAACCUUGUUCUGGACACAGCUGGAGUUUAUUUUUUCAUUAAAGCACCUGCAUCAGCGUUGUUUCAUCGCACGACAGAACAGAAAGUCUUGUACCCGAGAGGCCAGGUUGAUGCUACUCGAACAGACUGCGACCCCACUGUAGUCUUGUUGAGGUCACUUCCCACACAGGUGUGCGCACAGCUGUCCAAGGACUGCAAUGUCAUCAAAAAUGCAGAGCUCCAGCAGCAUAGCUCUGGCCAGGCGGACGGUGCAGCAGCUGAGAAUAGAAGCCAGUAUCGAGAGGAUAAAGGUGUCCAAGGCUUCAUCAGACCUGAUGCGUUACUGUGGAGAACAUGCCAAGUAUGACCCCCUGCUCAUGGGUGUCCCUGCUUCAGAAAACCCUUUCAAAGACAAGAAGCCCUGCACUGUUUUAUAAGGGAGCACACAAACCCCUUCUUGCCCAUAACUCAUCAUAUGGCCAGUUUCCUCCCUAACUUUUUCAAAUGCUCAAGGAAUGUGUUAAACUCUGCCGUAGAUAUCAAUGAACACCAAAGACAAGGCAGAAAGUUGAAGCUGUGAUGCUGGAUCAAAGCUUCAGCUCAAAUAAAAAAUGAUUAUACGUUUGCUUAAAGAUUCAGAGGUUACUUCUGUUCCCCUGAAAUGUUAUGUGACAAUAACUCAAACUGAAAGGAACUGUGCCGUUGAUGGCACGGCUUCUUAUUCUCUAUUUGACAUCUUACCCUUAAAGGUUCCCUCAUUGGACCAAUCAGAUACAGGCCUUCAGCUUUCAAAUCAAACACUUAUCAGGCUUACUUCAGGAAACUGUUAAAAUGUGUAUGCUUCUUAAAUUAAUUAUAUCCUGUCCAUUACAAAAAAGGCUGAUGUCUACUUCCACUAAUGCAGAUAUGAUCGAGUCACAAAUGAUUGAUUUGGAAACAGUCCCAUCUCCCUUGCAGCACAGAGAAAUCCUAUUAGGUUGAAUUGUUUUGAUACAUAAACAGUAUAUGUAACUUCAGCAGACACAACCAGCUCUGUUUCCAGGGUUUAGUAUACAUUUUACAGCUGGCAUAGUUCAAUGUCAGUAUUGAACCAAAAUUUUGAGCUGAGUUGACCCCAAGUGGCAACUUGUGUUGAAAAACAAAGCAAAACCUGCAGUUCCUCAAGUGUUUAUAAGCCAAGGAGUCCCCAUUAGAAACCAUUAACAUGUCAGUUUUACAGCAGAAUGAAACACGUUUACAGCAUGGUCAAUAUAAUGCUUUCACUCUUUAUACCUCAUCUAUCAACUUUCAGUGGGUGAUUUUUUAAAAUCAUCCAUCCAUUUUGAUUAAAGCUCACAGUUCUGCAAUAUGCAGCGUAUAGUUAGGGUCAUGGCUGAUGUUGUAGAUGUUUGCCAAGCAGCAAGGCUAUGGCCUCAAGUUCACCUCUUUCCUCUAUUGUACGUUAGCCAAAGUUAGCAUUUCAGACAUGAUGAUCACUGCCUGUGGGCUUCACAAAGCCUCCUGAGGAACCAAUGGGUGACAUCACUGAGACUACAUCCAUGUUUUAUACAGUCUGUGUUUGACCCCGACUGUAGCUAGUUGUAUUUCCAUUAAAUGACAGACUUUUGAGAUCUACUUACAUGCUCAUUUCAAAUAUAGAUUUAUUUAAAUUAAGUGUCAGAGGAGUGGAGAUCUUUUGACAAGACUAACACUUUACAAUCUUACGACCGUUUCCGGCUCUCUGAGUCUCAGCAGUUAUUAGAAAAGGUACUAGUAAAUAUAAGUACCAGUAUGAACUUCAAUGAUCCCUGCUUAUCACGCAUGGCCCUUGACAUUUGAUUUAUUCCCUUAUUUGUAUAAAGGAAAAUGUAUAACGAGGUGAUCAUUGCUGAUAAAAAAAGAUUUGAGACCGCUCUGUGCCAUUUUAUCUAUCUAUUUAUAGUCACUGUCAUCUUUUUACUGUCCUACACUGUUUAAAGCGCGUGCUUCUUUUUUUAUUUACUGUUAACACAAAAUGACUGUUAUUUUCUUGCGUUUUAAAUACAUGUUUUCAGCUGCUUUGGAGGUUUUUAUGAAUUUAGUAAAGUGUAAGAGUGUUUUUGUGUAGCUGAGACUUUCUUUCACUCGUGUGUUGGUGCUCGUGCAAAACAUUAGCAACUAAUUUUGCAACUUAACCAGACAGGGCCUUAACAGUGAAGAGAUGAAGCUUCAACCUUUUGACUACUUAAAGUCACAGAAGUGCUUUUGUUUACUAAUGCUGUGAAUAAGAAACGCCUUUAUGUGAGGGAGUGAAUCUUUCUGUAGGCUGUUAACUCUGUGUGUGGCAUCACAUUUCAAAUUGACUCAUGUUCAAUGAGUUCAGACAUAGAUUAGGUAGGUAUGUCCAUGAACCCUAUCCUGUGCUUGUUUAUGUGUUUAAUGUACUUUAUAGGACUUACUUAUUCAGUCUAGCCUGAAUGUCAUAUUUCUGUUUUGAGUCAUUAAUUAAAACUUUUGAAUUAAAACUGUC
This is a messenger RNA of Notolabrus celidotus (New Zealand spotty), 2561 nucleotides long. RefSeq names its product guanine nucleotide-binding protein G(I)/G(S)/G(O) subunit gamma-12 (gene gng12b). Gene Ontology annotation, biological process: G protein-coupled receptor signaling pathway. The coding region runs from base 292 to 510 and encodes 72 amino acids. Gene Ontology annotation, molecular function: G-protein beta-subunit binding. The transcript is spliced from 4 exons. NCBI's taxonomy places the organism in Eukaryota, Metazoa, Chordata, Actinopteri, Labriformes, Labridae. Gene Ontology annotation, cellular component: heterotrimeric G-protein complex. The record is from RefSeq and is a predicted model, not a curated record.